Anoplophora glabripennis (Asian longhorned beetle) is the source of this 1155-nucleotide messenger RNA. RefSeq names its product isopentenyl-diphosphate Delta-isomerase 1. NCBI's taxonomy places the organism in Eukaryota, Metazoa, Arthropoda, Insecta, Coleoptera, Cerambycidae. The transcript has 3 exons. Gene Ontology annotation, cellular component: cytoplasm. The record is from RefSeq and is a predicted model, not a curated record. Gene Ontology annotation, molecular function: isopentenyl-diphosphate delta-isomerase activity. Gene Ontology annotation, biological process: isopentenyl diphosphate biosynthetic process; isoprenoid biosynthetic process. Bases 256 to 996 code for a protein of 246 amino acids.
CCUUAACGUAACAAAAAUUGUAAGUUUGUGGUUGGUUGAAUGCAACUUCAGUUUUUGUAUGACAAACAUAUGUCUUGUCACUAGUUGUAAAUAACCGGUGUACGCAUUACGCACAUUUUUUAAUGGUGUGAAAAUGGGUAGCACAAGGUGAUGGUAAGGUAAUUAGUGGUAAUGUACUGGCAUAAUAAAUAGUAACAUAAACAUAUUAUGCAUUGCGUUCCUUGACUUCGAAAGUGGCUAACGUAAUAUUUCACGAUGCUAACCCUUACUGUAAGGAGAAUAACUUCGAAAAUAAUAUCAAGAAGCUUGUUCAGUACAGCAGCGAAUUGCAAGCGCUCCGCCGAUCCUAUACAAGACUCUCUUUUGGAAGAGAAAUGUUUUUUGGUUGAUGACACAGAUCAUAUUAUUGGGCAGGCUUCCAAAAGAGACUGCCACUUGGUUCAGAAAAAUGGUCAUAUUCCUCUUCAUAGAGGUUUUAGUGUCUUCUUGUUUAAUAAAAAAGGAGAUUUGCUUUUACAGAAGCGAUCUGCAGACAAGAUAACUUAUCCAGAUAUGUAUACGAAUACCUGCUGCAGCCAUCCAGUAGCUGAUUUUCCAGGAGAAGACGAGGAAGAAAACGCGAUAGGAGUGAAACGGGCAGCUAGGAGGCGUUUGAAUUAUGAACUGGGCAUCCCUCUCGAGAAGAUCCCAUUAGAAAAUUUGAAUUACAUUACUAGGAUCCAUUACAAGGACGAGGGUAAUGGGAAAUGGGGUGAACACGAAAUUGACUACGUCAUAUUUUUUCAAGCAGACGUUAAAGUGAAACCUAAUUCAAAUGAAAUAUCGGAGAUCUCUUUUGUGCCGAGAAAGGAGUUAGACGAUUUUAUUCCGACACUUACAGGUCCAAUGACGCCCUGGUUUCAGUUGAUGCUAAAGCACAGACUUCGGUUCUGGUGGGACAAUUUGGAUAACUUGGAGGAAAUUAAGGAUCACUCGAAUAUUUUGAAAUUUUCAUAGUGUCCCGUAAAUCGUUUUAUUUAAUUUUAGAGGUUUAGGAAUGUCUUACAUUACGUUAUUUAUAUUACACGACUUGUAUAAUAAUUUUAAAUAAGUGUGAUAUUUUUAAUAAGUACCAGAGGGAGAAUAAAACCACAAUCAAAUAUAUUUUUUAUUUCA